UAAUAUCACUCACUCGUCAUCUUAGUGUGUUUUCAAUAGAUCAUUCUUCUUCUUCUGUAAUUGUGAGAUAUGAGCUUGCUUGAUCAGCUCUGGGACGAUACUCUCGCCGGACCUCGGCCGGAUAAAGGCCUCGGAAAGCUGCGUAAACAGUCUACUUUUAGUUUCCGGUCAUCGGACUCCGGCAAGGAAUCGGCACCGGUGACGAAUUCACCGGCAGCAGAGGAUCCUGCUAUGAGAGUAACACGGAGUAUAAUGAUUGUGAAACCUGAACGAACCAACGGCGAAACGCCACCGGCAUCGCCGGCCGGAUCUACACCUCCGGUGUCUCCUUUCCCCGGAGGCAGAUCGGAGGCAUUUAGGUUUCGUAGGAAAUCUACGUCAGACGCUUACGGGAAGGCAAGCGGGAUUGGAAGCCGGAGCCCUCGUGCUACUUACGACGUGUGAAAUGUGAUCGGAUCGAGUGUUUGGAGUUCGGUUUUGGUUAGGAGCCUCUACUAUAAGCAUGUGUUGAGGGAGAGUGGGUGUGUUUUUAUGUAUAUAGUUCAUGUAAAUAUGUGUGUGUUGUGUAAUAUCUAUGGUAUGGAGUUUGGUGAAGUAGUUAUAGGGUGCUUUCUUUUUCUUGUGUUACGAGAAACCUUUGUAUGCUUCUAGGGCUUACUUUGCUUUGUUAAGAAAACUCGUGGCUUGUCACGUUUGAAUCCGGUUUUGGUUUUCUUA
Helianthus annuus (common sunflower) is the source of this 717-nucleotide messenger RNA. Its product is annotated as dormancy-associated protein homolog 3. The coding region runs from base 70 to 444 and encodes 124 amino acids. The record is from RefSeq and is a predicted model, not a curated record. NCBI's taxonomy places the organism in Eukaryota, Viridiplantae, Streptophyta, Magnoliopsida, Asterales, Asteraceae. The transcript is spliced from 3 exons.